UUAGUUUGAGAAAUUGUAUAUCUGUAAUUGUGUAAUUGUGUAUACAUAGAUAUUAAUUGGGAACAUUGUGAUUAGGUCCUUGAUUGUCCUGUGGCCUUAGCACUGGGAUUAGGCCUUCUGUCCUGUGUAAUUAAGGUAAGUAAAUUAUGGACCGGUUCGCUCGUGAUAUCCUACUAGUGGGAGUAUACACUAGUACUCGUGUGCCUGCCAGUGGGAGGUUUAUAACACUGGCCAUGACUAAUAGAGGAGACCACUACGUGAUUUUACUUGCAUUAAUGAUUUGUUAUUGAAACGCUCUGUUCAUGUUUCAACCGAUUAUUUGGCAUGCUUUAAACUUUGAUGUCGGGCCCCCAUGUUUACUUACUGAGAUAUUUCUAUCUCACGGUUUCCUUGUCCACCAUUUCAGGCUUAAAUAUGAAUUACUAAGUAAGAACUCAAUAGGUCUCGAGCCUUGUGCAUUUGUGGGCCCCGCUCACGAGUGCACGGCGUCUGUUUCGCUCUUGGUUUGGGGCGCGACAGAGGUGGAGGAAAAUCUGAGGUCGAAAAUUAGAAGGAAUUGAGGAAGAAAUUUGAGGGAAAUUUGAGAGAAAAAUCGAGGGAGAAGGGAAGAGAAUUGGCGAGCCUGGAAGGAACAUUGGAGAGAUUGAGAGAAAGUGCAGCAGCUUGUAACCAGAACUUCAAGGAAAUAAAGCUUGAUUUUUCAU
This is a messenger RNA of Rubroshorea leprosula, 704 nucleotides long. NCBI's taxonomy places the organism in Eukaryota, Viridiplantae, Streptophyta, Magnoliopsida, Malvales, Dipterocarpaceae. The record is from the annotation of a GenBank genome assembly.